Messenger RNA from Somion occarium, 270 nucleotides. NCBI's taxonomy places the organism in Eukaryota, Fungi, Basidiomycota, Agaricomycetes, Polyporales, Cerrenaceae. The record is from the annotation of a GenBank genome assembly.
AUGACAGCUGGUCGGUCCUAUCACCGUUUGUUCCUAACGGGAGAGAUUGUUCCAAGGAUGAUGCAUUGCUUCUACAUGUCAUGUCCAACACUGAACUGUUGUUUUCAGGGACGUUUUACAGUCGCCUUUACAGCCCCGCUACUGCCCUUUGUUCCCUUUUUGUUCCCCCAGCCUUCAGCGAACAUUCGCUGUACGCCAAUUUUUACAUCCGAUGCGAACAACAAGACUAUGUAUUGUGCAGCGCUCUGGGUGACCCGCAUGUUCAGCUGA